AUGGGUCCCAUCGACGGAGGAUGUCAACAUCCGACGGCGACGGCGGCGGCGAGGCAGGAGUUGUCGGAGUCAAACCUCCCGGCUAUGGGGGCGGGAACCUACCUGGUUCUGUCCGUCUGGCCGGCGCUCCAGACGGCCAUGGAGAAGGGAUAGGGCGGGAGGCAGCCCCACUUCAAAUCCCGACAGCUUGUGGAUUCCCUUCUCUUCUGGUUCUCCCACUCUAAAGGUUACCCUAAUCGUCUUGCAUCCUCGAACACAUAAAUGUGUUUGUGUGUGGGUGUGUGUGUGGAUGAGAGAUGAGAGAGAGAGAGAGAGAGACCUUGAUCACAGUCUGAUGUCGUCUUUUGAGGAGGCCUAGUAGAAAUGGGUUCAGACCUAGAUCGUCUUGAUAGCCUCGCGUCCAAUGGGGCGCCAUAGACGCUGGAAGUUGAAUUUGAUUGGAGGCUAAAGUUUGACUUAUUCUAUUGACGCUCAAGCUUGGGGUGGGCCUCCUCAAAGCUUGAGCUCUUCCUGAGAAAGACAAUGCAAGGGACAAGUUAGUUUUACUUAACAAUCCACAAACUCCAGGAAGAGUCGAUAUACGGGACGAACCUAAUCGCAGACGAUACAGCAUUCUAGUAACGAAUGGAUCGAACAUUAUUUCAUACAACGAUUAAUAUAACCAACGUCUUCGCAUUGUCAGACGACCUCCCAUUAUGUCGUUUAAAUUUUUCUUUCUACAUGAUUACAUUGGCCGACUUUCCUCACGUAGAUUUUUCAUUAUAGUUCCCCUCUGCAUCGACGACUUGGUGAAUAUGCUUGCUGAGUUCAUGCUUUUACAAUUUGACAGGGAAAUCGAGGAUCGAAGCAUUGACGAGGUACACUAUCUAGUCACUUGUUUUAAAUCAUGAUUCAAGCUGGUAAUUUAUCUAUUUGCUUUGAAUUAUGGGUCUUCAUUUGCGACUACGUUCGAAUGCUUUAGCAGCAUUACAGCUGAUCCCAUCGUAUUCUUCUUAGUGAGUACCAAGGGCCCAUGAUUUUCUUCUAAGUUUAGUUAUGGCUAAAAGGAAUUGAAUGGCUGCCACUUAUGAGAAGGUUAGAGACAAUACCAGGAUUAGCUGGUUAGGGGAGGGGAGAUAAGAGUUUUGUUUUUUAAAGGAGUCUAGGAGGCAAUGACCACAGGGUAAGCUUCUUGAUAUGAAUUUUUUAAAGACUUGGAUCCCACUUGAAUAAUAUUCAGGCUUAUCUAUAAUUUCAUUAAAACUAGAAGUUUAUCUAUAAUUUCAAAUUUAUUUAAUUUAAUAUCUAAUAAAAAAAUGCUGUCCACAUUGAAUUUAUAUAAAUAUUACAGGCCCGCUUCAUUUAUGUGAAACAAUCCACUGACACCGACUUCAUGAUUUAAUGAUGAUUUUAUGUAUUCAAUCAUCAAAUUAUAAUAUAUCUAUAAGAUUUCAGAAAAAAAAAUCUUUUACUGUAUGUUUCCUUCUUAUUUUACCCACCUGAAAAAAAGAAAAGAGGAUAGAUUGUGUUACUGUUUUCUCCUAACUUCUAACUAUAGAGCUUGAACAGGUUGCUGAACUAUUAAUGUUCAUGUACGAGGACAUUCUCCUAGGUCAUCUUGAGAUAAUUUUAAAAUUGAAGAAAUGA
Spirodela intermedia is the source of this 1626-nucleotide messenger RNA. NCBI's taxonomy places the organism in Eukaryota, Viridiplantae, Streptophyta, Magnoliopsida, Alismatales, Araceae. The record is from the annotation of a GenBank genome assembly.